Medicago truncatula (barrel medic) is the source of this 1358-nucleotide messenger RNA. Its product is annotated as DEAD-box ATP-dependent RNA helicase 1. The record is from RefSeq and is a predicted model, not a curated record. NCBI's taxonomy places the organism in Eukaryota, Viridiplantae, Streptophyta, Magnoliopsida, Fabales, Fabaceae.
AUGGAACGAGUUGUUGAUGAAACAGAUUGAUUGCUUCGUGAGGCAUACCAAUCAUGGUUGCCUACUGUGCUUGAACUGAUCCAAUCUAAUGAUGAUGGUUUUUCCCUACCGUCUGCUUCUUUUUUCCCCUGUUCUGCUAGUGCAUUAAGAACCAGAAGAAGAUGUGGAGUUGAGAGGGGGUUCAAGGACAAGCCUUAUCCCAGGCUGGCAAAGAUGGUUCUAUCUGCGACAUUAACUCAUAUCCAGCUUAAUUUGCACCACCCUUUAUUAUUGAAAGCUGGACAAAUGCGUUAUCGGCUCCCAGAAGAAAAUUUGGAAUCUUAUAAACUGAUUUGUGAAAAAAAGGUCAAGCCUUUAUAUUUAAUUGCCCUUUUGAAAUCCCUGGGAGAAGAAAAGUGACUGGUUUUUACAAAAUCUGUGGAUUCAACACAUCGUCUCCGCCAAUUGCUAAAUUGUUUUGAAGAUCUGCGAAUUGAUAUCAAGGAGUAUUCUAGUUUACAACAUCAACGUGUAAGAAGCAAGACAUUGAACGAAUUCCGUAAAGGGGUGUUUCAAGUGCUUCUAUCUUCUGAUGCAUUGACUCGUGAGAUGGAUGUUGAAGGGGUAAGAAAUGUCAUUAAUUAUGACGUGCCCAAAUUCAUAAAAACUUAUGUUCAUCGGGCGGGCAGGACUGCAAGAGCUGUCCAGACUGGGCGUUGCUUCACAUUGAUGUCAGAAGAUGAGGUUCGACGAUUUAAGAAGUUAAUUGGAAAGGCUGAGGGUGGUUCUUGUCUGGACCAUAUUGUUCCGUCCAGUCAAAUUGAAGCACUCGAUACUACCUACCAAUCAGCACUGACAAAAUAUAAGGAGAUAAUUUCGAAGACACGAAAGAAACCCAAGAAUUAGAAUCUUCUUAGCUGAGCACAGUGAAAGGAAAAAAUAUAUUUAAUAGGAAUAGCAGCUUAUUCACGAACACGUAAGGGAAAAGCAUGUUAGCUUCAAAACAUCAAAGUAAUCCCUUGAAAUAUUCGACUAACAAUGAGAGUUCUAAGUUCUACAAUGGAAAUGACAGACUGAAGUAUUCAGGGCUUGAACUCGUGUUAUCAGGGAAUAUUCCCAGUGGUGUUCCAUUUCUUGUAUUUCUUGAGGUCUUUUGUACUAGUUGAUUAUUUUGUUGACGGGGUAGAUGUAUGCCAUUAUAUAUCAAUAACGAUGACAAGUGUUCAUCCAAAUCUGCAGGAUUAUUUUUUAAUUAUAUUUUUCACAUUUUAGUGUAGAUACACUUAAGUUUGCAUGUAAUUAUUAGCUUUGUUUUAACUAUGACCAUGAAAAAUAUGAAAUUAUGGAUCUGUCUGACAAAAAAUGCUGACAGUAUGAGA